This is a messenger RNA of Phoenix dactylifera (date palm), 909 nucleotides long. The record is from RefSeq and is a predicted model, not a curated record. Lineage: Eukaryota; Viridiplantae; Streptophyta; Magnoliopsida; Arecales; Arecaceae.
AUGCCCCCAGAGUGCAGGGCAUGCGGAGCUGAUGAGUCGGUGGACCAUGUACUGUUUCAGUGCAUAUGGGCGAGGGCGGCGUGGUGUGCGGCGGGGCUGCCAUGGGAUGGUUGGACCCGUGGGGACCAGUUCUUACGAACUAUCCGCUGGUGGUCGGGUAACCCAUUGACACGCCAAGAGGCGGUUAGAGCGACCUGCACAACAUACCAGAUAUGGCUGGCCAGGAAUGCUCGAACCUUUGGUGAGCAGAGCAAGUCGCCAAGGCUCGUGGCGGAGAGUGCCCGGGCGCAGGCGGCAGAGAUUAGUCGUGCUUCCUCCUUAGAUGGACUUUUGAUAGCUCGGGAUAUCUGGGGUUCCCCUUCUGCCUCGGCAGCUUCUCACACGGUGUUUUUCACCUGGGAGCCCCCACCCCCAAGCUUCCUCAAAGUCAAUUUUGAUAGGUCCGUGCUGGAUGGUGUCACGAUAGGUGGAGCGGGUUUUGUUAUUCGGGACCCGACCUCCAGGGUAGUGGCGGCGGGAGGCUGUCAGGUAUUUGACUGCACGAUUCCUGGAGCGGAGCUGAGAGCUGCCUGGGCGGGUCUUCGACACACUCAGCAUGUGCUCUCAGCUAGAUCAGUCAUCUUGGAGGGUGACUCGGCUACGGUCAUUAGUAUGAUCCAGGGGGGUCUGAGAGCCGGUGCUGCCGACCAUCCCUUGAUCCGCGAUAUCUGGUUGAUGAUGAGGGACGGAGGGGUCGUCCAGGCGAAGCAUGUGUUUAGAGAAGCCAACGGGGCUGCGGAUUGGGUGGCCACAUAUGUGGCUAACCAUGCCGGUAGUACCUUAUGGGCUGGGGACGGGGAGCUGCCUCGGGAGCUCCGGGAUGUUUUGUUUUCCGAUUUUAUUGGGUAUAUCCGUACAUGUGUUGUAUAG